AUGUCCUCCGGCCGUCCUCGCUGGGUUGUAGUCGACGAUACCAACACCGACAUCGUUUACACCGGUUCCUCGUGGUUUCAAGACACUGGUAGUCAAGAUUCAGCGGGCAAUUUCGGGCCGGCGUAUCGCAGCACGUUGCAUGGGACGAAGGCGAAUGCGAGUCUUUCAUACUCCUUCAGCGGUUCUCGGGUUAGAGUUUGGGGUACGAACAACAUACGGAACGACAGCGGGGUGAUAGAUCCAAAGUGGGAGUGCUUCAUCGACCAGAUCAGUAUCGGCGCCACGAGUACAUUCGCGUUUGCCGAGAACAAUUGGCUCUUUUGCGAGCAUAACGGGUUGGUCGAUGGGCCGCAUGUGUUGACGGUCAACGCGACUGUAAACCGCGAGCAGACGUUCUGGUUCGAUGCCAUUCACUAUGUUCCCUCUCCAAGCGCCUCUCUGGACAAAGCGGAAAUUCUGCUGGACAACCGGGAUCCUUCCCUGGGAUAUGGGCCUCAGUGGCAGUCAUUGGGUAGUACGGCCAAUAUGACGACUCGUCAGGGCUCGAAUUUCGACCUUGAUUUCUACGGCGUUUCAUUAAGCUGGUACGGCUUUAUCCCAACGGAACUGCCUCACGAUGCCACGACGGCUACAUACUCCGUGGACGGGGAAACGCCAGUCAAUUUCUUGCUGAAGGGCCUGCCAGCGGACAACACCGUUACAAUAUAUAAUCAAAAAUUCUUCGAAACGAAAACCUAUCCGGCUGGGCCACAUCAUCUUUCUGUGAUCUACCAGGGCAAUGGCCAAACCACACCACUCACACUCACUCAUCUUGUCAUUCAGAAUGGCACAGCAUCAUCCACGACGACGUCUGCAGGAUCUUCAGGUACCAGUGGAGCAGGAAACAGCGGGAAUCUGAGUGGAAACGGAGGGAACGACGGAGAGAGCUCGACUAACGUCGGCGCCAUCGCUGGAGGAGUGAUCGGCGGUCUGGUUCUGAUCUUACUCGCCGUCCUCGCUUUCGUUUUCCUUCGCCGCCGAGACCAGCGGCGCAGAAGAGAUCUCGACCUGCAGGAAGAUGCUCCGCACAUGGUCGAGCCAUUCAGCUAUGCCCCUGUCAACCCCGGACUCCCUCCAAAUCACCUUUACCCAUCAUCCAACAACCUCUCAUACCCAUCUGGCCACCUAACCUACCCAUCUAUCAACCCUUCCUACACUCAACAAUAUCCGCAGACGGCGCAAACCGGCACCGGGUUCGCGACGAGCUAUGGCAGCGGACACCAAGCAUCGACGAGCUACAGCAACUCGGAGAUGCAGUCAGUGAUUGCAUCGAGCUCGUCGGGUGCUGGCGCGACGACCGGGCACAAUCCCAGGUCGACGAAGGCGCAGCGAGAGGCGGAGGCGACCGCCGCGGCGAUGCGGGUGUCGAACAGGAGCGGUCAGCUUGGACCUGGGCGCCCAAUGUCGCCGCCGCUUAGUGACGUGUCGGCGAAUUCGCGGAUUAUUAUGCAUGAGGACAGUGGGCUACGGUUGCCUGAGGCGGACGCGCCGGUGGUGGAGGUGCCGCCAAGAUAUACCCCAGGUUAG
This is a messenger RNA of Cyclocybe aegerita, 1566 nucleotides long. The record is from the annotation of a GenBank genome assembly. Lineage: Eukaryota; Fungi; Basidiomycota; Agaricomycetes; Agaricales; Hemipholiotaceae.